Porites evermanni is the source of this 1965-nucleotide messenger RNA. Lineage: Eukaryota; Metazoa; Cnidaria; Anthozoa; Scleractinia; Poritidae. The record is from the annotation of a GenBank genome assembly.
AUGGCAGCGGGUAAAACAAAAAGCAUCGAUGAAAUCGAUGACAUAGGGGAGAUGUUUGAAGUGAUGGCGGCGCUUGACAUUCCUUCGAAAGGGUUGCAUACGCUGCAAGAUAUGAAAGAUCGAGUAAAAACGGCUAUAAUAAACCAGUCUUCAAAAUCACCCAGUUGGAAUGCAGGCCAGGUAAGAAUUUGCUAUUCCUCAUUUCCGUUUGUCAUUUGCGCGUUGCACUGUUUGACAUGAGCGUAAUAUUUUGCUUCAUGCCCAUUCGUUUGCAUUGCUCAUUAUUAAAGCGAUUAAGAGUACGGCUUUGGAAUUUUGAGCUUCUUGUAUUCACAACAAUAAUUGUCAGUACUGUGCAAAAAUAGUGAGAGCGAAAUUUGCCGAAUUUCGUCCUUAGUUCUCGGCAGUCGCGAAAAUUCGACGAAAGUUCGCCACGAAAAUUUCGUUAAACGCCUGCGAAUUUUCGCUAAGUCAAACGAAAUUUCGCUGUCUUGCAUCCGCUCAAGCAAUUCGUAUAGCCGAAAUUUCGUCGGAGCGAAAAAUCUCACCCGAGAAAUUGUGCCACACAUGUAGUGAGGUACAUGAGUUUCACUGACUGGUUUGAAAACUAUUACUCGUGCUCCUGCGAUCUCGUACUCGAGUCGUUGUCCAAUUUAAAGAACAUCGCUUAAGGUUCCUGGCUGAUUGCACAUCCAUUGGAAACUUCGGUUAUUCGUUACUUGAAUGCGUAGCUGAUCAAUUAUCCUUAAAUUUAUCAUAUACAUGACUGCGAAAUCAUUUACAUGGGAAAGACAGUACUAGCUGACAUUUGCUUCCUGCAAGCCGAUAUAACAUCCCGUUUAUGGCGGACUUAGCUUUUGCUUAUUUUGUUUGCGAAGAACCAGAGACCUGCAGUAUGCGUAUAACUAAUAAAUAGGGGAAAUGAUCAUUCUUUCUAGAAAACUGAGGACUAAAUAAUGCCUGAUAUUUCGUUUUAGUUUCUAAGAAGUUUAGGUUUUGCGUGCUACUCGAUUACAUUUGACAUUUCAUUCUUUACUCAAAAUCUGAUAUCAAAUGGCACAUUCAUUUACUAAUGCGUUAUUCCUCAAUAUCUAAUGCAAAAGUCUAGUACCUUUAAGAUCCUUUAACAGAAAAUGGAAACUAAAAAUCUUAAGCGCUCAGUACGACUAUACGACAGCGCACCUAUCCCGGGAGCUCCUUAGAUCGCUGUUGCUUUUCUUCUUCUUUGUUUGAUAUACGCAUCAACGCAGGCUGAGUUGUUUACUGAUGCGUGGAAAAAGGCAAAACAUCAUGAGCGUCAUCUCCUUGUUUCCGAGGUGACACAACUGUACUUGAAGAAUGUCGAAUAACGCAUGAAGAUUAUAAAUAUCACAUACCAGUCAAGCUCUAACAACUUGUCAGUUUAAUUUUAUUCUGAACCGACUUCAGCAAUUCACUAACAACAAUGUUUGCAAGGUUGCCAUCAAAACAACAUCUGGUUUGUCGACUGUAAACGACAAUGAAACUAAAAACGACAUUGAAACUGAAUUUUGAAGCUUGAGAAAAAUAUCUUAAAAACAGCGAAAAAUAAAGAGAUAGAUACAAGAAUGAUUGCGUCAUUCUGAUAUCCAAACACCAUGAAAUUAAGCUAUGACUUUUUGUUUAUUAACUGAUGUUGCAUUAUUUCUGGGGCUGAUAAAUUGGUUAUAAUUCAUUUUUGUUUGUCUUGUUUUUGUUUUUUUGAACUUUUUUCUCUAGGCGUUUUCCAUCUUAACAGAUGCACAAGAAGAUGAUAAAACGAAAAAAACAAUUUUGCUGAGUCUUUACACUGAAGCCGAGAAAUUACUUGAUAAACUGGACCCCAAAAUUCGCGCCCUGCUAAAGCAGAGUGUAGGUAAUUUAGAGGGGAAGAUGGAAAAUCACAAACUGCAACUGACACGAAAAGAAUACUUUGUGCUUGUGGCAGGUCAGAAUCACUUAUCUUAA